GAGGGGGAGAGGCUGGGGGCGGGCGGCCAUGGCGACCUUCUUCGGGGAGGUGGUGACGGCGCCGUCCCGGGCCGGCGUGGACGACGACGAGGAGGAGGCGGCGGGGGAGGCCCUGGAGGAGACGCCCGAGGACCGGGAGAUCCGCAGGAGGGUGGAGGAGAAGAGGGAGGUGACCGUGCGCUGGGCGCUGCCCGCGGGAGAAGCCGCGCCGGGAGCCGCCCCGGAGCCCCUGCCCUGCUCCAGGUUCGUCGUCGCCGUGGGACACAACGCCGCGGCUUUUCUGUCAUCUUUUAUUCUGGAUUCUGUAUGUUGGGAAAUAGUUGGAGCUGUGAAACUGUGGAAUGAAUGGUGUCGAACAUCCAAUACAACAAACGUCCUCCCAACAGAUUCUUUCUGCCUGUUCUAUCGAUUAAUAUCAGAUCCAACAGUUUUGUUGUGUCAGUGUAGUUGCUAUGUUGCUGAGGAUCAACAGUUCCAGUGGCUUGAAAAGGUUUUUGGCCAUAUACGAAAGGAAGGCUUGCAAGUAACCAUUCUUUCAACGUGUCCUGUAGCUGAUUAUAAAACUCAGGAAUCCACUUUAACACUUCCAUCUCCAUUUCUGAAAGCCCUGAAGACGAAAGAAUUCAAAGAGCAGGUCUGCUGCCCACUGCUGGAACAACCAAACAUAGUGCGAGAUCUUCCUGCUGCUGUUCUGAGUUACUGUCAAGUAUGGCAUAUUCCUGCAGUAUUGUAUCAGUGUUACACUGAUGUCAUCAAACUGGACACGGUUACAAUUGAAGCGUUCAAGCCUCUGCUUUCUUGUGAAACCCUGAAGAAUUUAGUCAAGGAUGUAUCUGAAAGCACAAAGAGUUUGAAGAAGUUACUGACAACCAACGAAACUCACAAUAACAUCUAUAUUUAAAGAGGACACUUACAACACAGACUGCACUUUUUUUUUAAACUCCUGUUUCUUCUGUUGAGGACAGUUUGGAAUUGUAGUUUUUCCUUAAAAGUGGAAUAAAUUCUGCUCAUUUUUUACUUCUGAAUUCAGUUUUGGUACUUUCUAAUUUAUCACUACAAACACAUAUUUCUUCUUCAGGGGGUGAGUGACUUUUUUCGGGAGCAAUCUUUCCUAAAGAAAGAUAUUUGGCAUAUAAAAAGCAUUUUUUUCUCUUCCUGAAGGAAUUGUCUUUUCUAAAUGUAUCCCCUAUCUAUACAAAAGAGGAAAUGCGGUUAAGGUAUUCUGUCUAUAUCUAAUGAGGGCACCUUUUUUUUUUUUUUUUACUUUAGUUUGAAACAGUUUUUUUUUUUAAUAUAUGAUUAUCCUUAAAGAUUUGUCUAUGUUGCAGCAAAUAUUCUCUGCAUCUUUCUACAGAUAUUUUGUGUGUGUAUAUGAAUGAUAUAUAUAUAUGUACAUGCGCAUGUACAGACUUUAUAUAUAGUGAUACAAAAUGCAGUAAGUAAAGUAAGGUAAAUACCUUUUAAAGACUUCCUAGUGGACAACAAGCUUGCAGAUGAGGCAGGAACACAGACCUGUGUGGAAGGGCCGUGACUUGGAUUCAGUGAAUAAAUCAUAGUGAUUUAGGAUCUGCCUACAAGUCUGGCAGGAAAAGGUACAUGCCCACAUUCAGGUGCCUCAACUCCUGUUUGCUGUUCUGUGCUGCAGGCUCACCUUUGUUGGCAGUUUCAACUUCAGACCUUGAGCUGGAGCCGUAGAGGUUCAGGACCAGGCAUUCCCUUCUGCCAGACCUCUGACAGAGACAGGAACCUCUCCCAGUGAAACAGGGUGGUGGGCUUGCAAGUUGCCAUGGUGAAUCCAGAUGAAGCAAAAUUUUAAAGUCAAAAGAUUAAAUUUAAAAUUCAAUAAUUUUAGUUGCUGUCAGUAGUAGGAAGUGUACAAAGUCUCUCAUGCUGAAGAUGUGAUUUUCAGAGGAAAGUAGAAGUUCAAAUUCUAAAGUGUUCCAAAAGCCCUGAAAGUUCCUGACAAUUUCAACAGUGUAUUUAAGAUGUUUAAUAGGAUCGGCAUGUAUUUCUGACUGGUGAAAAUACUAUUAACUCAAUGUUUUAUUUAAGUUUACGGUGCUUAAGAAAAUAUUUCUGUUACUACCAGGUGUGUCACUGGUGUAGUCACUGAACAGAGAUCUUAAAGUUGCACAUAACCUGACCUUUUGUGCAAUAUGGGUAGCAGCUUCAGAGUUCUCUACAUCAUCUAACUUUGGCUUAACACUGGAUGUCCAGUGGAAAUUUCUGAACAGUGCGUGUUCCCUUCAUGGAGCUGUCAUCCCUUCUCGUUUGAAAAUGGCCAGCUUAGUCGAUGUUCACUGAUGCAAGUAACUCCUGGCUUCAGCAGACCCACUAUGAAGUCUGUUUUUUUGAAACUUUUAACUACACACUGUAUCAGUUUCCACUGCAGUAGGAUAUUCUUGUUAUGAAUAUAAAGAUUAUUACUUACGACAUGAUUUCAACUUCCAUUAGUAUAACUAGUUAAUGAAGAAACUGUUGCUUUAAAUGGUACUGUAUUUUCAAAUAAGCUCUUGAAGCAUGAAGUGCAGGGCAUGGUUGCAGCAGUUCUUUCAAUUUCUGCACAGUGUUCUAAUUAAAAUCUGUUUAUGCACAUAA
This is a messenger RNA of Oxyura jamaicensis (ruddy duck), 2598 nucleotides long. It is a transcript of the gene PSMG1, whose product is annotated as proteasome assembly chaperone 1. The coding region runs from base 29 to 901 and encodes 290 amino acids. Gene Ontology annotation, biological process: proteasome core complex assembly. The record is from RefSeq and is a predicted model, not a curated record. The transcript is spliced from 7 exons. Lineage: Eukaryota; Metazoa; Chordata; Aves; Anseriformes; Anatidae. Gene Ontology annotation, cellular component: endoplasmic reticulum. Gene Ontology annotation, molecular function: proteasome binding.